AUGGAAAAGACCAUGAAUGAGGAGAGUGAAGCUAAAGGUGGCAUGUGGGCUUUGCAGCAGAAAUUUGAUCAGCCCAUGGAUGAAGAAGCUAGCAGACUCAAGCAGAUGAACACAGAAACGAAAUGUUCCACAUUGCUACUUGUGCGACUUGCAUUUCAGAGUCUUGGUGUUGUCUAUGGAGAUUUGGGAACUUCUCCAUUAUAUGUAUUUUACAAUACUUUUCCUAAAGGAAUCAAUGACACUGAAGACGUUGUUGGUGCACUUUCUUUAAUCAUAUACUCUCUUACACUUGUGCCCCUCAUCAAAUAUGUCUUCAUUGUAUGUCGUGCAAGCGACAAUGGUCAAGGUGGAACAUUUGCUCUUUACUCACUAUUGUGUCGACAUGCAAAAAUUAGUACAAUUCCGAAUCAACAUCGGACUGAUGAAAAGUUGACUACUUAUAUUUAUACCCCAACACAUGAGAACUCAUUUGCUGAAAAAACCAAGAAAUGGUUAGAAGCACAUGCAUUAAAGAAGAAUGCACUUCUUGUACUUGUACUUGUUGGCACUUGUAUGGUGAUUGGAGAUGGGAUUCUAACUCCUGCUAUUUCAGUUUUAUCGGCUUCUAGUGGCAUCAAGGUAACACACCCCGGGAUGGAUAAUGAUUUUAUCGUAGUUGUUGCUGUUUUUAUACUGAUUGGUUUAUUUUGCCUGCAACAUCAUGGUCCUGAUAAAGUUGGAUGGCUAUUUGCUCCAAUUGUAUUGCUUUGGUUUAUUUUAAUUGGAGGAAUUGGAAUUUAUAACAUUUUAAAACAUGACAAGACUGUGUUGAGGGCCUUUUCCCCCUUGCAUAUAUAUUGGUACUUUAAAAGGAGAGGAAAAGAUGGUUGGACUUCCCUUGGAGGAAUCAUGUUGAGCAUCACAGGGACGGAGGCACUAUUUGCUGAUCUUGCUCAUUAUCCACUUUCGGCAAUCCAGAUUGCAUUUACAACAGUUGUGUUCCCUUGCCUUCUGUUAGCCUAUUGUGGACAAGCAGCCUACCUCAUGAAAAACAAGGAACAAGUGUUUGAUGCAUUUUACCACUCUAUUCCAGAAGCUGUAUACUGGCCAAUGUUUGUAAUUGCAACACUAUCUGCAAUUGUCGCAAGUCAGGCGUCAAUAUCUGCUACAUUUUCGAUAAUUAAUCAAGCAUGUGCACUCGGUUGUUUCCCUCGAGUCAAAGUCGUUCAUACAUCAAGAAAAUUUCUUGGCCAGAUAUACAUUCCGGAUAUCAAUUGGACACUCAUGAUUCUGUGCAUUCUUGUAACAACUGGUUUCAAAAAUCAAACCCAAAUCGGUAAUGCUUAUGGCACAGCAGUGGUAAUAGUGAUGCUAGUAACAACAUUCCUGAUGAUCCUAAUCAUGCUCCUCGUAUGGCACUGCAACUGGUUCCUCGUCUUCAUAAUGACCUUUCUAUCCCUCAUAGUCGAAUGCACCUAUUUCUCAGCAGUCCUGAUUAAAAUCGACCAAGGCGCAUGGGUCCCACUAGCAAUCGCCGCCGUGUUCCUCCUCAUAAUGUACGUCUGGCACUACGGCACAGUCAAAAGGUACGAAUUCGAAAUGCAAAACAAAAUCUCAAUGGGAUGGAUCCUUAACCUCGGCCCAAGUCUAGGGCUAGUUCGCGUCCCCGGAAUCGGACUCGUGUACACCGAGCUCGCAAGCGGCGUCCCACGGAUCUUCUCACAUUUCAUCACGAAUCUUCCGGCGAUUCAUACGGUGGUGGCUUUCGUCUGCGUUAAGUCUCUCCCGGUUUAUUCCGUCCCGGAAGACGAACGGUUUUUGGUCAAACGGAUCGGACCGAAGAACUACCAUAUUUUCCGGUGUGUCGCGAGGUAUGGGUAUAAAGAUCAGAAAAAGGACGAUGAAUUUGAGAAGAAGUUGCUGGAUAGUAUAUUUUUGUUUGUGAAACUUGAGUCGUUGAUGGAUGGGAGUUCGGAUUCAGAUGAAUACAGUUUGUAUGAACAAGAUGUUUCAGGUUUAUCUGAUAAGAAUACGUUUUCGUCUGUUGUUGAUAUUUUAAUUUCCGAUGAUGAUACGGUGAGUGAGACGGGGACGGAGACGGCGUCGAGUCACGGUGGGGGUGGGAGAGAGGAGAUUGAGUUUUUGACGCGGUGUCGGGAUGCCGGAGUUGUGCAUAUUUUGGGGAAUACGGUUGUGAAGGCGAGAAGAGAUUCAGGGUGUUAUAAGAAGAUUUGUAUUGAUUAUUUGUAUGCUUUUUUGAGAAAGAUAUGUAGGGAAAAUAGUGUUAUUUUUAAUGUUCCUCAUGAGAGCCUUUUGAAUGUUGGCCAAGUUUUUUUUGUAUAA
This is a messenger RNA of Lactuca virosa, 2322 nucleotides long. The record is from the annotation of a GenBank genome assembly. Lineage: Eukaryota; Viridiplantae; Streptophyta; Magnoliopsida; Asterales; Asteraceae.